This is a messenger RNA of Bubalus bubalis (water buffalo), 1825 nucleotides long. RefSeq lists its product as uncharacterized. NCBI's taxonomy places the organism in Eukaryota, Metazoa, Chordata, Mammalia, Artiodactyla, Bovidae. The record is from RefSeq and is a predicted model, not a curated record. The coding region runs from base 265 to 894 and encodes 209 amino acids. The transcript is spliced from 2 exons.
CCUUUCCGCAAGGGGGUGCGGGGCACUCGCCUCCUGCACUGGCCCAGCGCUGCUUCACCCUCUCCAGUGUCCCUGUAUCUAUUUCACUCCCUGUGCCAGCCUCUGUUCGCCCCGGAGGGGUCUCCUCGCGCCCCACCUUCUUCCAUCGUCUAUCCCCAUGGAAAUAGGCUUUUAUACCUGAGAUGAACUUCUCCAGACAGCGCCAAGGGAGCGGGCAGCUUCCCCUUGGCUCGGAAACGACUGGGAUCAGCGGUUCAGUUCGGAAUGGGUCUCUGUCAGCUCAGAGCGAGAGGGAGUGUGGCUCGACCGCUGCCUAAAGGGACCAGGAACCUCGGCCUCCUGGCCAGGUGUGAAGUAGCCUGGCCAAGCGUCUCAGCCUUGUCUCUCCCGCAGCCAGAGAGCCCUCCCCACACUUUGUUCCCCCAAGCUCUGCUAGGACCCCAGGACGUGCAGAAAGAGUGCUUAGAACUUGCCACUUACUCCAUCUCCAAGGGUGAGAGACAAACGGAGGAUGGAGAGGGAGCGCGAAUGACCCUUAUCAGGUCCGGACUGCCCCGCGCCCGGCCCGGCCGCCUAGAAAAGCCCCGGGCUGCGCUGUGUGGGAAAUGGCUUUUUGGCUCCUCAACCGAAUUGCUCAACGUUUUGGACCGACUCGCCUCCGCACUGUCGCUCUCGAACAGAACUAGGCAGCUUUUUAGAGCUGGGAGAGACAUCCGGGGCAAACGGGGCGCGACAAUCAGCUGCCCAGCUCACCAGACUAACACCCCAGAGACCGGCGAGCCUGGGGACCCCUGGAGGGGAGGAAGGGGCUCCCCGGACGUGCGCACCUCAUUCGGUGACGCGCUGGCUCUGGUUCUAACAUUCCCUCCCACCCCCAGCCCCACCUCCAUCUGACCCAACCGGGCCCUGAUGCUGCUGCUUUGCUCUUUUCCUUCUCUCUUUUUUCCUUUCCUUUUUCUUCUCUGUUGGUUUUCUCCUCUUCACAAUCCUCUCGGGAAAAGGGGCCCUUACUCCACUCCCCAACAGGCUCACUGACACCCUUGUGAGUCCCUGCUGCGGGCUCUUGAACAGUCUUACUUUGGGUUUGACCAAGUGUAGCUGGACUCCAAAGCGACGGGUCGUGGCGGGUGGAAGACAGAAAGACGAGGUGGAAGAAGGCACCGGGAAGCUCCAGUCUUUAGACCGAGAGGGGCUCGAAGCGGAGUCCCGGGUGCCGGCCCCAGGUCCGCUUUCCUCCCAGGGCGCGGACUGGGGAGGGGUGUAGGGGGAGGGGCAUCGGGGCCAGGCUUUCCAGCUGCAAACGCGUCUGGCGCCGAGGCGGGCCGGUUUUGUGCCUCCUGGGGACCGGCCGUGGGCGGCGCGCAGUGCCGAGACGCGUCCUGGGGACGUGGUGGCCGGCGCCUUCCUGCAGACCCCGGUGGGUGGGACUCCCUCUGGCCUCCAGGGAGCCGCGACUGUUACAUGUUGUUGGUGGAGAAGUGGCAAUUCUAGGAGGAAAGCUAAAAGCCUGCUUAGUGGCCGAAAGCUGAACAGUGAACCAGGGAUCCGUUGGAAAUAUAGAUUGAAAGGGAUAGAGGACCUCGGAAUUCCCCACCUAUUGCAGUCUACCCCUUCCCCGCGAAAGAGAAGCGAGAGGCGCAGGCGGAGCGUGUGUGCACAGGGCAACCCGGGCAAAGCGAGCGUCGGGCGAGGGAGACGCAGUGGGUGAGGCUGGGUUCUCUACAGCGGAGGGAGCGCAGCCUCAGCUCCAAGCAGACUUCUCCGCGCAGCUGGCCGCGGCCGUGGCGCUUUCAGGCCCAUAGGAGGCGCUGGCGUGCGACUGUAA